AUUCAGUUUCAACGCUGUUCAUCAGUUUCCAACCACAAAAUGCUCAGUCACAGAGUAGUGGCGCCGUCUUCUCUAUGCCCAGUUGUUUCCUCUGAUUGCUGUUGUCAACGAUCUAAUGGGUUGCUUUUUCCACACAAUUUGAAUUAUGGAUUUUGGCAAGGAACCAGAAAGCUUAGGCCCUGUCGUCUCAAGGCUAGGUUUUGGGAAUCCAUCAGAUCUGGGUUUGUAAAGAAUGACACAACACAGAUUGUUGAACCACCCUCCACCAAUGUAGAAGAGGAAGAACCAUUGCCUGAUGAAUUUGUGCUUGUUGAAAAGACUCAUCCAGAUGGAGAAAUUGAACAAGUAAUAUUCUCUUCGGGGGGAGAUAUUGAUGUGUAUGAUCUUCAAGCCUUGUGUGAUAAGGUAGGAUGGCCUCGGAGGCCACUGUCGAAACUAGCUGCGGCUUUGAAAAAUAGCUACAUUGUUGCAACAUUGCAUUCUGUUCGAAAAUUUCCUGAGCAAGAAGGGAAUGAGCAAAAGAAGCUAAUUGGCAUGGCUCGUGCUACAUCAGAUCAUGCCUUCAAUGCUACCAUCUGGGAUGUUCUUGUGGAUCCAAGCUAUCAGGGCCAAGGUCUUGGUAAGGCUCUAGUUGAAAAGCUUAUAAGGGCUCUUCUACAAAGGGACAUUGGCAAUAUAACACUUUUUGCAGAUAGUCAAGUCGUGGAUUUCUAUCGGAAUUUGGGUUUUGAACCUGAUCCAGAGGGCAUUAAGGGUAUGUUUUGGCACCCCAAGUAUUAGUUCUAGUUUUGGCUGGGCAAAUGAUUAGUUUUGACUUCAUGGGCCAAGUUUGUUUGUGCAUCUACAAAGCUCAGAUAGGACAUGGGAGUUUGGGGGAGGAAAUCUGUAAGUUAAUAUUGAUUGUGCAUUUGUAAUUGAUAUGUUAAUUGUUAAUGCCUUUGUGAUGAGUAUGUUGGCCAUCUGUUAUUAACUCAAAAAAAUGAUAGUUUUUAGGGUUUGCUUCUUCCUCCAGUUACUAUGGAACUGCUGGUUAUUACCUACAAGAUGCAUAUGUUAAUAUAGAUCCCUGUUUGAUAACUCCUGUACAGGCUAUACUUGCCAGGUGCAUGUAACAAGGAUGAUAGGCCCAUUCUCAAAGAAUUAUUUUUCAUUCAGUUAUUGACAAGUUUACAUUCAAUAAUUUGAUUUGAAUUGC
Molecule: messenger RNA, 1195 nt
Organism: Rubroshorea leprosula
Lineage: Eukaryota; Viridiplantae; Streptophyta; Magnoliopsida; Malvales; Dipterocarpaceae
Source: the annotation of a GenBank genome assembly